Yamadazyma tenuis ATCC 10573 is the source of this 3483-nucleotide messenger RNA. NCBI's taxonomy places the organism in Eukaryota, Fungi, Ascomycota, Pichiomycetes, Serinales, Debaryomycetaceae. The record is from RefSeq and is a predicted model, not a curated record.
AUGCAAAACUAUAGCACACUGUUUCUCAGUAUCCUGGCCCCAUUGGUAUGCGUUCAGGUGCCGAAUGGUGAUGCCCCAUAUGAACAGAUUAUACGUCAGUUUUCAGAACUAAAUUUGGCGGGAAAACUGUGGCAUAACUCCAUUCUCAAGAAUCGACUACUGUCAAACAGCUUUCUCGUCAAUGUGUCAACAUCUACAAAAUACUCAGCUGAGGUGCUUAAACUGCUAAACGACCUCAAAGUGAAAGAUAAACACUCCCGUUAUUCCCCUUUCAACACCGACUCCGACCUUUUCCCCAACGGAAUACUCUCUGAGAACUGGUUUCUCAAGUACCAACAGUUGAAACCAUUUGCAUUUGUUCAGACAAUGGAACUCCCCGAUGUAGCCACCAGAGAUGAUGAAAUAGCUGCUGAAAUGACCGAGUUGAAAAGCGGAUUUGAUGCUGCCGGUAUAAAGUUUGUGGUUAUUCUAAUAUCCAAGUCAACCAAUUCACUGGAGGAUGAGAUUAGAAUCAAUCGAUUCCGACAGCUUACAAACUUGACAAAGGCAACGGGUCUUCUUUACUUGAAUUGUGUACUGAAGGAAUACUCCAGUGAAGUGGAUGUUUUUGUAACAAGUCUAGUUUCGAAUUUGAAGUCAUCUGCGGUUGACUUCUACAAAGCCAUUGAAUCAAAAAUUAGGCAACGACACAAGAAGUACUACUCGAUCCCCACAUCCACCCACAUCGACACGACCAUUGAGUUGACUCCCAAGUUCUUAGAAACCCGGAAUCUCAUCAAACAGGGGAUAAUCGACCAGUUCUUGUAUCCACAUAAUCUUGAAAGCUGUAUACAUUUCUUAGAGUUGGGCUACCAAAACUUGGUUGAAAUUGUGCUGGAGAACUACUUUGAGUUUUCGAAGGACCACAUCUCAUCGCGUGACUUGACCCUUUAUCAGGAGCUCCGGAAUCUUAUUGACGUUACAGCUUUUCAAAUCGUGAGGGCUUAUUUGUCAAUUGAAGAUCCGAUUACAGCAUUGAAAAAGCACGCUGCCCAUAUUUCAAAUGUCACAUCGAUUACAAGGGGGAGAAUAGAAUCAGGACAGUGGAUUGCUGUUCAGUAUGAAUGGUUAGCUGAGUUGUUGGAGAUGGUACCCAAAUCUAUUCUUACCGAAGCCAACAUCAGAGUCUACAGUAAGAAGCACAAGAACAGCAAGAUCACUAGGUAUGCCGGAGGGGUUCGUUUCCACGAUGAUAACGUAGAUGUGCUUCUUGACCCCGGCUUGCUCUAUUUAAAAUGCUCAUCUUACUUAACUGGUGUUUCUGAGACUACCCAGCUUGACUAUUUGCGUAUCUACAAAGAUUCUGAAGAGCUCAUUCUGAAAAGGAAGAUAUUGCUACAUAAAGCUUUACAGAACGUAAGUAUUGAAGGAAAUGCCAAGUACAUAUGCUUCUUAUUGGCUGGAGAAUACUUUUCUUCUGGUGAAUGGGAAUUGUCUGCUGAACACUUUGAAAAGGCUUUAGGAGGUUGGAAGUCUACCGACAAUUUGAUAAAAUCCAAAUUGAUAGAAUGUUAUCAGGAGUUGAAUGCCCCUCAUAAGUCAUUGGAGUUACUUCUAUUGUUGAACAAUGGUACUGGUAAUCACGAAGUUGAUGUAAGUGCGAUUGAUGGAGAUAUCGAUGUAAAUUGUCAUCUCUUUGACGUCGAUAUUUUGUUCGCCGAUGAGAAAAGGUGUUCGGGUGUGACUGAAGAUGUUACUGUAUUUGACAAUAUUGUGUGCCAGCUUUCACUUCGCCCUAAGGUCAAUAUUGACGCAAUUAAGAAUCACAUAAAAGGAAAAGUGGUUGAAAUAUUGUUCAAAAUAACCGAUGUAGAAGUGAAUUUUCAAAACGAAGAUAGCAAAGAACUCACAGGCUUAUCAAAUAUAAAGGUAUUCCAUGAUUCAAGCAUUAAAGAUACUGUUUUGCAGAAACCUGAAGACACUAAAGCAAACUUGAGUUUUGUGUCAAACCACCAGAAGGUUUUGGAGGUUUCACAGCUGGUGCAGAAGUCCGGAGUAUACCAAUUAAAGACUGUCAAACUAAAAUCAGUAUUGGAAAUCAAAGUUGAUAGUAAAACAUUGGUUAUUAGAAACAGUGAAUCAAUUACUCCCACGAGGCAGCCACUGUAUAACUGGUACUUCAAGAAGCUUGACGAUUCUUUGAUCAAAGUCCCCGUCAAAAUCUCCUCUUCCUUUAGGGCUCAUCAGAUUCGAGUCCUUCCUAUCAGACCCAAUGUGGUUGUAACAAUGAGACCUCCCCAGAUCAACUUCAUCACUCUAGGAGAACGAGUCACGUUGACUUUCGAUGUACAGUUUCAAAAUGAAAGGAAACUCAACUACAAUAAGAUUUCCCUAUCUCCUCGAGUGAAAGUCACUAGCAAUUCUGACGCAGGCGACUUGGUCCUCGUUGACCCAAAAGUUAACUGGGAUGGCUUGAAAGAUGAUGAGGCAUUAGUGCUUCAGGAAUUGGAUAAAACAGAUGCAGUCACAGUGAAAAUGAACCUUGCGAUACACAGUACUUCCUUACACGCUGAAGAAGAACUUAAGAAAUCCAACAACUCCUACCAAGCUGUACUUGAUUUGAAGACGAUAGUAGCGGAAGAAGGUGAACAAGAGACAAAUGAUACAGAGUCCAGUGCACUAGCUGUCUACGACACUGCAACGUAUAUUCUCCCCAUCGUCAACGUACCCUUUAACUGCCGAGUAUCAAUUGCUCCACGGUUCAGAGACACUAAAGACGGUGUGAAUGACAUGCCCAACCCGUUCAUAAUGCACGGUAGCAACCACUUGUCGAUGCCCAUUGUGACCCGGUUGUGGCAGGCCAAGCUCAUGUUGAAUGAACCGAGCGAGGAUAUCGAGGCCACGAAUAUCGAGUUCCAAGUCAAGUCUCAAAAUUCAGAGAUUUUGGUAGACUUGUUGCCAAAAGUUGGAAAUGUCUCGAAAACUCAAACGUUUGCAACCAGAAGCAAAAAUGGAGUUUCCCACCGUAAUGUCAUGAUGGUAGUAUCAGCGAAGAUUGACUGGAGACGUAAGGGCUCCGACCAGCUGAAUGUAUUCUCAACGGACGAGUGGGAGAUUGUGUUGCCAUUGUCAGAUCCUCGUAUGCUCUUGAAAGUUGAGAAACUAAAGAACGAGGAAAAGACUGUGAAACUUAAAUACAUUAUUGAAAACCCAACGCCACGGAUCUUCAUUUUCAGCAGCAAGUUGGUGGACGAUAACGAGAGGUUCAUCUGGAACUUUGAUGAUGAGAGAAACAUGUACCCACUAGUACAAACCAAGUUUCCGGUUUUACCAUUCAACCGAUUCCAACUCGAGUACUACGGACAGUUUAACAGCAGCGAGAGUGUGAUACAAAUGCCGCAGUUGAAGGUGUUUGACAUCCAGUACAAAGUAAGCUUACCUGCGUUACCGGUGGCUGACGAUGUGAUCACUCGUGAUGGGUUGUUAAUGUGGAGACGGCAAUAG